This is a messenger RNA of Auanema sp. JU1783, 681 nucleotides long. The record is from the annotation of a GenBank genome assembly. NCBI's taxonomy places the organism in Eukaryota, Metazoa, Nematoda, Chromadorea, Rhabditida, Rhabditidae.
AUGAUGGGGAAGCUCGAAUGGUUUUACAAGAGUGUGUUGCAGAAUGGAAAUAUGGAAAGGGACGUGGUGGAAGUGAAAGAAUGUGGGGCGACUUCCGAAAUGGUCGUGUUUUGUUUUGAUACUCUACUCGCGGCCUUAUAUGGAAAGCCUCUUCCCGUUUGUCCUUCCACGAUUUCGAACGACAAGUUCCCUUUAUUUGUUACAUGGAAAAAAGGAUCUCAUUCUCGCUUACGCGGAUGCAUUGGCACGUUUGCUCAUCUGAAAUUACAUGCAGGGUUAAGAGAUUAUGCUUUAACAAGUGCGUUCAGAGAUUCUCGUUUCAACCCUAUAAUACUUGCGGAACUGCCUGAUUUGAGCUGUUCGGUUUCCCUCCUCAUCAAUUUCGAACCUGCGAAAAACUAUUUGGAUUGGACAGUUGGAGUACACGGUAUCAGAAUUCAUUAUUUUGAUGGCGUUGCUCAACGAGAUGCUGUUUAUCUCCCCGAAGUAGCGGCUGAACAAGGCUGGAAUCACAGAGAGACCAUCGAUAACUUGAUUGAGAAAGGAGGGUAUAACGGUUUCAUAGAUGAAAGAUUCCGUAUGAAUGUAAAAGUUGUUCGAUUCCAAUCCAGUAAAGUUACCUUAACAUAUCAUGAGUUCUUAAGUAUGAAGAGCAUCAAACAAAGAAACCUCAACAGAUGA